Messenger RNA from Lepus europaeus (European hare), 2315 nucleotides. RefSeq names its product alpha-1,6-mannosyl-glycoprotein 4-beta-N-acetylglucosaminyltransferase-like. Gene Ontology annotation, biological process: protein N-linked glycosylation. The coding region runs from base 1 to 1449 and encodes 482 amino acids. Lineage: Eukaryota; Metazoa; Chordata; Mammalia; Lagomorpha; Leporidae. The record is from RefSeq and is a predicted model, not a curated record. The transcript has 3 exons. Gene Ontology annotation, molecular function: acetylglucosaminyltransferase activity.
AUGCGCUCCUGCCUGCGGAGAUAUAUCUUCAUCGCUGCCUUCUUCAUUGUCCUGGGGUUCUUCCUUCAAGAGGAUGAAGAAGAGAACACAGAGGGCCGUGUGUCCGUGGAGAUCUGGACAUCAGCCUCAGCCCUGACCCCCGUCUGUCCUCAAAAGCACAAGAAGACUGUGGUUCGGCAGAUGGUUCGGGAGCAAUUCAACUCUGAAGUCAAGAACCAUCUGGAAGCCUUCAAGGAGAUGCAGAAAACCCCCCCUGGGCUCCAGCAGGCCAGCUACAAGCUCCUGGCUGGAGCUCCUCCCCCAGAAAAGAAACUGCUGACCGUGGGCAUUUCCUCGAUACAGCAUCCUCACAGGAGCCACCUCCUGGACACCUUGCACUCCCUCUUCCAAGCUACCUCCGACCCUGAGCUGGCUCAUAUCAUAGUGCUGGUCCACCUGUCAGACCCUGACCCCGAGCGGCUCCACAGAGCAGCUGCCAAUAUUUCCGGCCCCUUUGCACCGCACCUAGAGUCCCGGAGGCUGCUUGUGGUCAGCGGUCUUCUCGGCGACUCCCCUCUCCCGCGACCCCUGACGCCCAGUCAGUCCUCGCCCUGUGAGGCUCUGCGCUCCCGGCAGAGAGAAGGUCAGGCCCUGCUCAUGAACUUCGCCAGCGAGCUCUCGGAGUACUUCCUGCUGCUGGAAGACAACACGCGGUGCGCCCCCAGGUUUGUUUCUGCCAUCUACUGGACGCUGGCGGCCUGGAGGGAGCUGCGCUGGGUGGUCCUGGAGUUCUCCAGCCUGGGCUCCGGGCAGGUUCUGCACAGCCGUGACCUCUCCCGCUUCACCUCUUUCUGCCUCCUCUUCCCCGAGGACGCUCCUACUCACUUGCUGCUCUCUAAAUUCCGUCUUCUCUUGGCUCAAACCGUUCCUAUUCGUUUCGGCGUCUCCCUCUUCCACCACAUGGGCAACAGGUCCCAGCUGGAGGACGCCUGCUUUCCUGUGGAGGAGGACAGGGUGUUUGGGGAGGCGGACAACCCCGCCGCGGUGGUUCGCACCGACAUGCUGUCCCUGCUGCACAUCGGCCCCCAGUACGCCUACGUUCUCAACGAGGAGUACUACUCCACCCUGGACCCCGUGGAAGGCAACCACCUGACUGUCAUCCUGGACAGCCCGCAGAGAGUCAUCCGGGUCGCGGUGCUGACAGGCACUUUGGAGCAAGGGCUGUACCGGCUCCACCAGGGGCAAGUUCUGCUGGGCUCUGAGCCCUUAGGGGAUUCCUGGGGCUGUGCUCGCUACACCCUGCUGGGGCCGCUGGUGGGAGGGAAUCUGGACCAGAGGGUGUUUUACGAAGAAGGUGCGGUGGAGCAGCUGAGUUGUAUACAACUGCUGGUGUUAGAAUCUCAAGAGUCUUGGCUUCUGAUUAAGCAGAUCAAAGUCUGGACGGAGUCUGAGGAAGAGGAGGAGAGUUAGGGGGUACAACGGGGACGCGGAAAGAAUCAGGCUUGGGAAUGGGAUCUGCAUGGUUGGAAAGAAAUAAAUCUAGAACUUAAUCAAAGGAUGCUCAUUCCAAGUAGGGUGACUAUGAAAUUUAUUGUCCAUACUGGGAGCCUCUGGAGAGGGAAAGGACGUGCUGUGAAAAAUGACACAGAGCAAGAGAUGGGAAACCAGGGCUGUCCCGGGUACCAAGCGGUGGUGGCACCCCGAUUCUGAGUUCUCUAGGCUACUCUGGGUAGAUGACACUGUCUGAUGGGAGACGGACACAAGACAGAAGACUUUUGUCUUCCAAGGGAGAGAGAGAGAGAGAGAGAGAAGAAGGAGGAAGAGGGGUGGGGGAUCGUGGACCGACUUGGUUCUUGGCCAUACAGGUGCUUCCCAGGAUCUCUCCUUGAGUCUAGAGUUGGCAGUAGUCUUAACAGCACCGCGACCACUGACUUGGCCAUACCGGUGGAUCCAGAUGUCUUCACACUGAGACCCUGUUGAACCUGUUUGCUGGGCUGGGAUUUGGGAAUGGGUGUUUCAAGUAUGCACGACCCUGCUAGAGUGAGGGCAGAAGCUGGUGUAGGCUCACGUGUUUCAGUUUGAGGAGAGAACACUUCGCUUUCAUCCGAGCAUUGAUUUGUCCCCCGUCUCCCUCAACAUUUCAGAAUAGCUAAACCAGCAGGCGCACCCUCUUGAGGAAAGACAUGGUACAUUUCUUAUUGCAGAAAUCUUUCUAUUUUCAUUGCAAAAUAAGUAGUUAGACUCAUAUCCUCCUCCGUGUAUCUGUUCAGCACAUACCUGGGUGCGUACUGCAUGCUGGGUGCUGUUCAAGACAGCAUGAAUAAGACGAACCAAAG